ACUAAGUCAUAUUCUUUCAGUAAACAUAAUUAUCUUUAAUUUGUUACCUGAUUACAUAAAGAAAAACCAAAAAUUCAAGUUUCUUUUUCUUUUUUGUUAAUAUAAAAGUAAUAAUCGGUGAAUUAUGAAAGUAUUUGCAACUGGGGAUUGGCAAUAGUGAUAACCAUCAACAUGUUUUCAAAAGUUAUUAUCUUGUGUGCUGCUUUCAUUGUUACCUAUGCUUCUGCGAUCGGAACAGCAGGAUUGGGCUCACACGGAAUAGCGUACGGAGCCUACGGUGUAGGUGAAAGGGGAUCUAUUGUCCCAGUUGAUUCAGCCCCUUUCGGAUAUGCUGAAAGUGGAGUCAUCGGCAAUAGAAGAAUCGUCGAUUAUGCAAGUAGCGCCCCUGUAGGAGCAGGCUCUGUCGGAUAUGCUGGACAAACAGCUAUUGGAGGAAGAGGAAUCCGUAGCUACACAAGUGGUGACCUUGGAGUAGAAGGCCUUGUCGGAUAUCCUGGACAUGGACUUACAGGAGGAAGCCGAAUCGGUGAUUAUGGAAGCGCAGCCACUAUUGGUGCUCCAGCUGGUAUCGUGAAAGAUGAAGCUGCUCCCAUUGGACAAUAUUACAUUAAUAUAUAAUUCUUAGAUAAUAAAUAAAUAAAUUAUUUCAA
This is a messenger RNA of Argiope bruennichi, 650 nucleotides long. RefSeq names its product PE-PGRS family protein PE_PGRS4-like. The transcript is spliced from 2 exons. NCBI's taxonomy places the organism in Eukaryota, Metazoa, Arthropoda, Arachnida, Araneae, Araneidae. The coding region runs from base 172 to 618 and encodes 148 amino acids. The record is from RefSeq and is a predicted model, not a curated record.